This is a messenger RNA of Zeugodacus cucurbitae (melon fly), 1338 nucleotides long. RefSeq lists its product as uncharacterized. Bases 1 to 1338 code for a protein of 445 amino acids. The record is from RefSeq and is a predicted model, not a curated record. The transcript is spliced from 3 exons. Lineage: Eukaryota; Metazoa; Arthropoda; Insecta; Diptera; Tephritidae.
AUGUGCAAGAAUGUCGCGCACUCUGCGAUAUGGGUUCUCAGAAUCCCUUGCGAGCUUCAAGUCGAAGGUAUUGACCAAAGUAUUACAACACGGACCAAGGGCAUGGUCGGUGUCAGUAUGCAGUCUCAUGCGGAUCGGAAAUUUCAAAUAAAUUUCAAUGCUUAUGUCAUUGACUCAAUCACGUCUAUGACUCCUGCAACCACUGUAGACACUCGGACGAAUCAUCAUCUACGAGGUCUUCAUUUGGCAGAUUCUAAAUUCGCUACACCAGGUUCUGUAGAGCUACUCAUUGGAGCAGACAUAUGGCCUUGUAUUGUUCUAAACGACGUUAUUGUUGGUUCAAAUUAUGAACCGUGUGCACUACACACCCGUCUAGGUUGGGUAGUACUAGGUCCAGCAGCGGCGAACGUGUCGGAACCAACUUCAUUUUCAUAUCUUGCUGGCUUGCACGAUGAUGAUUCUUCUACAGAUCAUCUCUUACGGAAAUUCUGGGAAAUCGAAGAACCUGUCAACAGCAUUGGACCAGAAGUGGACGCAUGUGAAGAAAUUUUUGUGAAUACAGUUACGAGACAUCCAGAUGGUCGUUACAUUGUGCAGAUUCCAUUUCGAGCUGACGCUCCUCAACUUGGAAACUCACAUCCUGCAGCACUUCGACAAUUUUUGAAACUUGAACGGACAUUGGCAAAUGAUUAUACAUUGAGAGAUAAAUACAUUCAAUUCAUGAGGGAAUACGUUAAUUUGGGGCACAUGGAGGCGAUAGGUUGUAAUCAGGUUGACUUGGAUAACUGUUACUACAUCCCUCACCAUGCUGUUAUGACCAAAUUCAGAGUAGUGUUUAACGCUUCGUCUAAAACUACGAACGGUGUAUCUCUGAACGAUACACAAAUGUGUGGAUCACAACUACAAGACAACUUAGUUGACAUACUGCAUCGGUUUCGGCGGUAUUCAAUAGCUCUUACAGCGGAUAUAAGGAAAAUGUUUCGACAAGUCACGACCCUGGAAGGAAUCAGCGGCUCUAAGGCACCAGCUUCGGAGAUUAACUUUAGCAAUUCUAGCACAACGGUAUUGGGCCUACGCUGGAAUCCUAUUACAGACACCUUAUUUUUCAAGGUUAAGGUAUGUAACUUUGACACAGUUCCUACUAAACGGAUUGUUUUGAGUGAUAUAGCGAGACUAUAUGAUCCAUUGGGUAUGUUGGCACCAGUUGUCGUUACCGCCAAGAUUUUUGUUCAAAAUCUGUGGCUGGCGAAACUGAAUUGGGAUACGCCAUUACCAUUUGAACUUUGCGAGACUUGGAUGAAAUAUCGGAACAGUCUACAUGCUCAGAAGAUAAUAUAA